AUAAAACCAGCAUCAGCAGUUCCUACUCCCCCACAGGUUGCAGUUGUACCUCCUACAGUGGCUCAGGCAGCCCCAACUCCUGCAGCCUCUGCACCACCUGAGCCAACAGGCAGGAUUUUCAUCAGUCCCCUUGCAAAGAAACUUGCAUCAGAAAAGGGCAUUGACCUUAGACAAGUAAAAGGUACUGGACCUGAAGGACGGAUUACAAAGAAGGACAUAGAAUCAUUUGUACCUGCUCCUGUGGCAGAAGCUGGAAUUCCACCCCCAGUGGCUGUUCCUACUGGAACCUUUACAGAUAUUCCCAUCAGCAACAUUCGCAGGAUAAUUGCUCAGCGCCUUGUACAGUCAAAGCAAACAAUUCCUCACUACUGCUUAACCAUUGACAUCCACAUGGGGGCAGUAUUGCAAAUGAGGGAGGAGCUAAACAAGGUUCUGAAGUCUGAAAAUAUCAAAUUGUCCGUUAAUGACUUCAUUAUUAAAGCGUCAGCUCUAGCUUGUCUGAAGGUGCCAGAAGCGAAUUCCUCCUGGAUGGAUACAGCCAUCAGGCAGCACCAUGUAGUUGAUGUCAGUGUUGCAGUGAGUACUGAUGCAGGCCUCAUCACUCCAAUUGUAUUCAAUGCCCAUGUUAAGGGACUUGCUACAAUUAGCAAGGAUGUGUUUGCACUAGCAACAAAAGCAAGAGAUGGUAAACUUCAGCCACAGGAAUACCAGGGUGGCACAUUCACAAUAUCUAAUCUGGGGAUGUAUGGCAUAAAGAACUUCUCUGCUAUAAUUAACCCACCACAAGCCUGUAUCUUGGCUGUUGGUUCUUCAGAAGAGAGACUCAUCCCUGCAGAUAAUGAAAAAGGAUUUGAUGUUGCCAGUAUAAUGCAAGUUACACUGAGCAGUGAUCACCGGGUUGUGGAUGGAGCAGUAGGCGCCCAGUGGCUAUCUGAGUUCAGAAAGCUGCUUGAAAGACCAAACACUAUGUUACUUUAAGUGGACAAAGCAUCCCUUUUUGACAUGGGACAAAAGUAUUGCCAUUGGGGCCUACUCAAGUGUAUUGCCUGUAAGUGGCUUACUUCAGGACUGUCCUGGCUUUCUCUUCUAAAGGAUCAGUGGCAGCCUUCACUGUAGCUGGAUUGAACUUGGAACUGUAAAGCUAAUUGGCUUAAACUUUGAAUACUGAAGUUUAA
Messenger RNA from Protopterus annectens (West African lungfish), 1175 nucleotides. Its product is annotated as dihydrolipoyllysine-residue acetyltransferase component of pyruvate dehydrogenase complex, mitochondrial-like. Gene Ontology annotation, cellular component: pyruvate dehydrogenase complex. The record is from RefSeq and is a predicted model, not a curated record. The annotation marks the transcript as partial. Gene Ontology annotation, molecular function: dihydrolipoyllysine-residue acetyltransferase activity. Gene Ontology annotation, biological process: pyruvate decarboxylation to acetyl-CoA. The transcript has a single exon. Lineage: Eukaryota; Metazoa; Chordata; Ceratodontiformes; Protopteridae.